UACGAGCCUAUCUAGACCAAGCCGAUCCGUCAUCAUGUGUAUCGCUCUUGACGGGGAGCGGAGAAAGAAACGCGUGAGUGAGUGGCCAUGCAACACGAAACUCAGUUUAGUGUCUGCAUUGCCAAGAACCAACCGGCACAGAGAAGUUCAAACCCGAGCGAGCAUCGCAGUUGAAGUCUCUCCUCGAAACCCCGAACCACGAACUUCGAAACUCGAUCACUGAAUACGAUUGGCCUCCCGUACGAAACAAACAAACAAACGGAGGGACUCUUUUCGAAAGGUUGACGUGCGGCCCCAGGAAAUCCGGCGGCGGGGGAAUUCUUCCACAUGUUACUACACCGCAGCACAAUCGCCUUGCAGCGGUUGGCCACAUCCCCGCCCACUAUUGCAAGAUCGCGGAUAUGCCGCGAAUGUCUCAACACUCUCUCGCGGACAACCACGCCGCCAUCACCACCACCGCCACCACCAUCGAGCAAGCGGUGUUUCUCGAGUACAUUUUUUGCCGCGAAUGGUGUCGCGCUGGGACCUGCGGUGGCAACCGGCGGGACAUGGCGGAGGCCGCAGCACUAUUUCCUGGCGAAUAGCUUCUUGGUAAAGCGGGGGAGAAGCUCGGCGGUCGAUGUGGUGGGGGUCACGGGGGAAGAUGGCAUGGUUCCUCCGCAUCGCCGGAGACGGAAAGCGAAGGCGGCGGCAGCAGCGACGGGGGACAAUGCAGUUAUACCACCAGAUGCGUCGUCGCUACUCUCAUCGUCGUCGGAAGCGUCUACCUCGGCGUUGCGUAGGGACGCUCUGGCAUACCUUUCGCUCACGAAGCCGCGGUUGACGGCGCUGAUCGUGCUCACGACCAUGGCUUCGUACGCACUAUUCCCCGUCGACCCGCUGCUGUCGUCGCCGGCGGCGCCCACCCUCUCGGCACUCACGCUGCUGUACCUCACCGCCGGAACGGCUCUCGCCUCGUCCUCGGCCAAUGCCCUCAACAUGGCCUACGAACCCAAGUUCGACGCGCAGAUGUCACGCACCAAGAACCGACCCCUCGUCCGCGGCCUCCUCAGCACUCGACAAGCAGUGACAUUCGCGGGAAUCACCGGUACCAUCGGCGUUGCAGCUCUACACAUGGGCGUGAACCCCACCGUCGCCGCCCUCGGCGCGCUCAACAUCAUCCUCUACGCAGGAGUAUACACGCCGAUGAAGCGGCUCUCCGUCGCCAAUACGUGGGUGGGCGCGUUGGUCGGCGGCAUCCCACCAUUGAUGGGCUGGGCGGCGGCCUCCGGUGCCACGGCACUCGAUGGCACGUUCGUGGAGCUGCUCGGCCACCCGGGCGGCUGGCUCCUCGCCUCCCUCCUCUUCGCCUGGCAGUUCCCGCACUUCAACUCGCUCUCGUGGACGAUCCGCGAGGAGUACCGGUCCGCCGGGUAUCAGAUGGCGGCGUGGAAGUACCCCGCGAUGAAUGCGCGCGUUGCGCUGCGGUACUCGCUGCUGUUCUUUCCCAUCUGCUUUGGAUUGUGGUGGGUCGGCGUCACGGAUGUUGGGUUCCUCGUUGACUCGAGCGUCGUCAACGCAUGGCUCGUCAGGGAGGCCUGGAGGUUCUAUAGGAAGGGGGGUGAGGGGGGCCGUGCGAGGAGGUUGUUUUGGGCUAGUGUUUGGCAUCUGCCGUUGGUCCUGGUGUUCGCCAUGGCGCAUAAGGCACGGCUGUGGCAGGGUGUGUGGGAUAAGGUCAUGGGAAAUGGACAGGAGGAGGAUGAGGAGCUGUGGGAGGAAGAUGAGGGGGAGAAGGAGUUGGUGACUGAGGAGACGGCGAAGGAGGCGUUGGUCGCAAAGGUGUAAACAGAUAUGGCGGAUGGGUUCAUUCCGGUCGACUACUACUUUACAUUCCAUGUCUUGUUUUCGCUCAUCCGUUCUCUGGAGCAUUUAUCCCCCAUGUCUGGUUCUCCUUCAUCCGUUCUCUGUAACAUUUAUCCCCUCAUUCUUUCUUCCCCUUUACUUUCACCUUCACCUUUGACCUCUUAUUUGUGUAGAUAUGUUUUGUUUAUUCCACUGUAGAGUAUAGUACCGUACAAUAGGGAUGUAGAGUAUUUAUACCAUCCAGACCACCCGUCUAGACUCCGCGUACAGAAGCGCGUGUCGCUGUCACUGUUUGGCGGGGUGCAUCCAUGAUCCCGCCCACGGGAGUCGGGACACGAAUGUCUCAAGACAAGAACAAGAAAGCUGGCUGAUCCCUUCCCUUGUGGCUUUUUCACAGCCCUUCUGCUUCUGCGCAGUGCGAACCCGUCCACUUGUCAUGUACU
This is a messenger RNA of Tricharina praecox, 2285 nucleotides long. RefSeq names its product UbiA prenyltransferase family-domain-containing protein. Gene Ontology annotation, cellular component: mitochondrion; membrane. Gene Ontology annotation, biological process: heme biosynthetic process. The record is from RefSeq and is a predicted model, not a curated record. NCBI's taxonomy places the organism in Eukaryota, Fungi, Ascomycota, Pezizomycetes, Pezizales, Pyronemataceae. The transcript has a single exon. Gene Ontology annotation, molecular function: protoheme IX farnesyltransferase activity. Bases 328 to 1824 code for a protein of 498 amino acids.